Molecule: messenger RNA, 1251 nt
Organism: Anopheles marshallii
Lineage: Eukaryota; Metazoa; Arthropoda; Insecta; Diptera; Culicidae
Product: uveal autoantigen with coiled-coil domains and ankyrin repeats-like
Exons: 4
Coding region: 1-1251 (416 amino acids)
Source: RefSeq, a predicted model, not a curated record
AUGGCUGAUGACCAGCAACAGGAACAAAUUCAGCGGCCAUCCGUUUCAUCGGAACAGUCGGCUACAAACAGCGAUAUGGUCCAAAGCGUCCGCGAACUGAUGUACAAGGACAAAAACACGGUGCUGGUUAAAGCGAUAGAGUUGCUCGUCCUGAAUCUCCAGCAGCAGCAAGUAAUAAUGAUGCUGAAGCAAACUCUACAAAAAGCGAUCGACCAGAACCAACAAAUGCUGAAAGAUUUGCAUGAUCAGCCAGUGAUGGAAUCAUUAAUGAGCAACAUAGAAGCUCAGAAUCAUUCCACCCGAAAGCAACUGGGCGACAAAGUGGAGUCCAUUAAUAUGCACAUGAAAUCCAACGAGGUGCUUCGCAAGCAGUUGAAAAAAGAAAUUUCGGGUUUUCGUUCAGGCAUUGAAGAUGCGAAGAGACAAAUUCAAGAGAAGGAGGAAAUAGGGAAAAUCCUUCACCAAGCGCAUGUUGAGAUAAUGGAUCGCAUCGAGGAGGUAGGCAAACAGUUGCGUUCGGUAUCCUCGGAACGCGCUAAACUACAUGAAGAACAUAUAGAAAAAAUGGAGAAACUCAAAAGGAUGCGUUCUAGCUACGAAGGGACCAUUAAAGGGAUGCAGGCGGAACUUAUGGAAUGGGCAAAUGUGCUUCAACAACGUGUGGAAGAGCUAGCUAUCAUAAAGCAGCAAAUUACUGAGAAUGAUAAUGCCUACCGUCAAAUGCAGCUGGAGAAACACGAUUUCGAGAACCUAAGCGAUGAGCUGAAGCAAAAAUUGCAAACAGAGAAAAUCAAGCUGGAAGAAUCUUUUGCAGCAGAAAAGAAUCAGAUUGAUCAACUGUACUUCAAUAAGGCGGAUGAGUAUAAAAACAAAAUUGAAGAACUCAACCAAACACUCGACAGCUUGACAAACACUAAAGAACAGCUGUCGGAAUGUAUUGCAGAAUUGGACGUCGCCAUAAGUCGAAUGGUUGAAGAGAUAAACGAUGUUCAAAACCAAAAUGUAAAGUUGGAAAACGAACUCGCCAUAGUUAGAUCGACGAUUAAUUUGGAUACCGAAUCGGAAAUGUCAAUGACACAACAGCCCAUUAAUAAUGUGUCCACCGGAAGACCAAGGGCACAAUUUUUUAUCAAAUCUGGUCCAGUCGAAACAAAUCCACCACCCUGCAGCACUGAAAACGAUGACGAUGAAUCUUGUCACUUGGACAAUAUGGAAAGUUCUGUGAGUAUGAACUACAGCAAUCGGAAGUAA